Mesoplodon densirostris (Blainville's beaked whale) is the source of this 3816-nucleotide messenger RNA. It is a transcript of the gene RET, whose product is annotated as ret proto-oncogene. Bases 1 to 3816 code for a protein of 1271 amino acids. The record is from RefSeq and is a predicted model, not a curated record. Lineage: Eukaryota; Metazoa; Chordata; Mammalia; Artiodactyla; Ziphiidae. Gene Ontology annotation, molecular function: transmembrane receptor protein tyrosine kinase activity; calcium ion binding; ATP binding. Gene Ontology annotation, cellular component: axon; membrane; signaling receptor complex. The transcript has 25 exons. Gene Ontology annotation, biological process: multicellular organism development; homophilic cell-cell adhesion; protein phosphorylation.
AUGUACCUGGGCAAAGACCCCGGACCACUGAAAGCGCAUGCACUCCAGGGGGCCCCGGAGGAGGAGCCCCGUUCUGGAUCUGUUCCUCCCUACCUGGCAGGCUCAGUCGUCGCACAGCGUACUCUCGCUGGUACUCCGGGGGCCAGAACGCAGACCUCACCUCUCCACGGAGGGGUCUGGCAGACCACGGAGAGCUGGUGGCCUAGCAGGCUGGCAGACACAGGCUGCCCUUGGCGGUAUGCUGUCCUGUGGACCAACAGCCACCCUGGGCUCCCCACCGGCAGAGUUGCCUGCAGCUCUGUGAGACGGGACCCGCUGGCAGCAUCCCAGAUCACUAGCAGUCGCCGGCUGUGCUCACUGCACACCACACCGCCGCGAGGCGGCGGGCCAGGUCCUCUGGAGAAGGCGGCGGUAGAGGGACGGGAGACCUUUCCUUCUCCUGUCCACGGGGCACAUCAGCUACUAAAUCCCAAAGAAGUCAGCCCUGAGUGCAUCUGCGGGGCAGCCUGUGUCUUCUUGGGCCAAGUUCCCCAGUGUGACUUCUUCCUGCGGCUCCUUGAGCGACCUCCCCCUUGGAUGGCAGGCAGUGUGAUGCUCUGGGCCCCACUGGGACUCUACUUCUCAAGGGAUGCUUACUGGGAGAGGCUGUACGUGGACCAGCCAGCUGGCAUGCCCCUGCUCUACGUCCACGCCCUGCAAGACUUCCCCGAGGAGGUGCCCAGCUUCCGCCUGGGCCAGCACCUCUACGGCGCCUACCGCACACGGCUGCACGAGAACGACUGGGUCCGUAUCCAGGAGGACACGGGGCUUCUCUACCUUAACCGGAGCCUGGACCACAGCUCCUGGGAGAAGCUCAGCAUCCGCAACGGUGGCUUCCCGCUGCUCACCAUCUACCUCCAGGUCUUCCUAUCACCCACGUCCCUUCGUGAGGGCGAGUGCCAGUGGCCGGGUUGUGCCCGAGUGUACUUCUCCAUCAUCAACGCCUCCUUCCCGGCUUGCGGUGCCCUCAAACCCCGGGACCUCUGCUUCCCCGAGACGGGCCUGUCCUUCCGCAUUAGGGAGAACAGGCCUCCCGGCACCUUCCACCAAUUCCGCCUGCUGCCUGUGCAGUUCCUCUGCCCCAACGUCAGCGCGGCCUACAGGCUUCUGGGAGGUGAGAGUCUGCCCUUCCGCUGCGCUGUGGACAGCCUGGAGGUGAGCACGCGCUGGGCCCUGGACCGCGAGAAGCGGGAGAAGUAUGAGCUGGUGGCUUUGUGCACGGUGCGCGUCGGUGCGCGAGAGGAGGAGGUGAUGGUGCCCUUCCCCGUGACCGUUUACGACGAAGACGACUCUGCGCCCAGCUUCCUCGGGGGCGUCGACACCGCCAGCGCCGUGGUGGAGUUCAAGCGGAAGGAGGGCACUGUUGUGGCCACACUACGCGUCUUCGAUGCAGAUGUGGUGCCGGCAUCCGGGGAGCUCCUGAGACGGUACACAAGCACGCUGCUCUCCGGGGAUGCCUGGGCCCUCCAGACCUUCCGACUAGAGCACUCGCCCAACGAGACCUUGGCCCAGGCCAACGGCAGCUCUGUGCGGGCAACCGUGCACGACUACAGGCUGGUUCUCAACCGGAGCCUCCCCAUCUCCGAGAGCCGGGCCAUGCAGCUGGCCGUGCUGGUCAACGACUCGGACUUCCAGGGCCCGGGGGAGGGCGUCGUCCUCCUCCACUUCAACGUGACCGUGCUGCCUGUUAGCCUGCGUCUGCCCAGCACCUACUCCUUUGCUGCGAGCAGGCGGGCCCGCCGCUUCGCCCAGAUUGGGAAAGUCUGUGUGGAAAACUGCCAGGAGUUCAGUGGCAUCCACGUGCAGUACAAGCUGCAGCUCUCCAGCGCCAACUGCAGCGCCCUGGGGAUGGUCACCUCGGCCGAGGACACCACGGGGACCCUGUUCGUGAAUGACACGGAGGCCCUGCAGCGGCCCGAGUGUGCCCAACUCCAGUACACGGUAGUGGCCGUCGAACGGCCAACCCGCCAGCAAGCCCAGGCCCCACUGCUCGUCACACUGGAGGGGACAUAUGUGGCAGAGGAGCCAGGCUGCCCCCUGUCCUGCGCGGUCAGCAAGAGGCGGCCCGAGUGUGAGGAAUGCGGCGGUCUGGGCUCUCUGACGGGCAGGUGCGAGUGGAGACAGGGAGACGGCAAAGGGAUCACCAGGAACUUCUCCACCUGCUCCCCCAGCAUCAAGACCUGCCCCGACGGCCACUGUGACGCCGUGGAAAGCAGAGACGCCAACAUCUGCCCCCAGGACUGCCUCCGGGGCGGCAGCAUCAUUGGUGGGCACGAGCCUGGGGAGCGCCGGGGGAUUAAAGCCGGCUUCGGUAUCUGCAACUGCUUCCCGGAGGAGAAGAAGUGCUUCUGCGAGCCGGAAGACAGCCAAGACCCGCUGUGUGAUGAGCUUUGCCGCACAGUGAUCGCGGCAGCCGUGCUCUUCUCCUUCAUCGUGUCCGUGCUGCUGUCCACCUUCUGCAUCCACCGCUACCACAAGAACGCCCACAAGCCGCCCAUCGCCUCAGCUGAGAUGACCUUCCGCCGGCCUGCCCAGGCCUUUCCGGUCAGCUACUCCUCAUCUGGUGCCCGCCGGCCCUCGCUGGACUCUGUGGAGAACCAGGUCUCUGUGGACGCCUUCAAGAUCCCGGAGGAUCCAAAGUGGGAAUUCCCUCGGAAGAACUUGGUCCUUGGAAAAACUCUGGGAGAAGGAGAAUUUGGAAAAGUGGUCAAGGCAACGGCCUUCCGGCUGAAAGGCAAAGCGGGGUACACGACUGUGGCUGUAAAGAUGCUGAAAGAGAAUGCCUCGGCGAGCGAGCUGCGGGACCUGCUGUCAGAGUUCAACCUCCUGACGCAGGUCAGCCACCCGCAAGUCAUCAAGCUAUACGGGGCCUGCAGCCAGGACGGGCCGCUGUUCCUCAUCGUGGAGUAUGCCAAGUACGGCUCCCUGCGGGGCUUCCUCCGAGAGAGCCGCAAGGCGGGGCCCGGCUACGUGGGCAGCAGAGACAGCCGCAACUCCAGCUACCUGGACAACCCGGAGGAGCGGGCCCUGACCAUGGGUGACCUCAUCUCCUUCGCCUGGCAGAUCUCGCGGGGGAUGCAGUACCUGGCCGAGAUGAAGCUCGUCCAUCGGGACUUGGCAGCCAGAAACGUCCUAGUAGCCGAGGGGCGCAGGAUGAAGAUCUCGGAUUUUGGUCUGUCCCGAGAUGUUUAUGAAGAGGAUUCCUACGUGAAGAGGAGCAAGGGUCGGAUCCCAGUCAAGUGGAUGGCCAUUGAGUCCCUCUUCGAUCACAUCUACACCACCCAGAGUGACGUGUGGUCCUUCGGUGUCCUGCUGUGGGAGAUUGUGACCCUGGGGGGCAACCCCUACCCUGGGAUUCCUCCAGAGCGGCUCUUCAACCUUCUGAAGACAGGCUACCGGAUGGAGAGGCCAGACAACUGCAGCGAGGAGAUGUACAGUCUGAUGCUGCAGUGCUGGAAGGAGGAGCCAGACAAGAGGCCAGUGUUUGCCGACAUCAGCAAAGACCUGGAUAAGAUGAUGGUUAAGAGCAGAGACUACUUGGACCUGGCCGCGUCCACCCCAUCUGAUUCCCUGCUGUACGACGACGGCCUGUCAGAGGAGGAGAUGCCCCUGGUGGACUGCAUGUCAGACCCGAACUGGCCUGAAGAGAGUCCUGUACCACUCACGAGAGCCGAUGGCACCAACACUGGGUGUCCGAGAUAUGCAAAUGAUAGUGUAUAUGCUAACUGGAUGGUUUCACCCUCCGCGGCACAAUUAACGGACACGUUUGAUAGUUAA